UAUAUCUAUAUAUAUAUAUAUAUAUAUAUAUAUAUAUAUAUAGAUAGAUAGAUAGAUAGAUAUACACUACCAGACAAAAGAUAGAAAGAUAGAUAGAUAGAUAAAAAUAAACAAUAAACUAACAGCAGUCAAAACCUUUGAGAUGCUUCUUUUCUGUUAUCUGCAGGUCAAACGGUUUUAAUGUGAAGUAAAACUCCUUUUAUGAAAAAUAUCUGGCAGUUUUACCUCUCACCGACGCGUUUUUAAACUAAUAAAACAUUUUUUUAAAUCUCUAACUAGUUUUAAAUGGAGCCGCUGCGGGUCCGUUCUGAGCAUGCGCACAGCGGUGGCAGCGGCUGGUGGAGGAAGUUUGGAUCAAACUCGGUUCCGGUUGAUUCGCCGUUUUUCAUCAACUUUAACGUUACAUUUACGUCCCAGGUCGUCCUGGACCGCGAGUCGUCGUUUACCUGCUCAGGUGAGGCGGCAAAAGAAGCGCGUGCAGCUGAAAACAGGAAGUUAAACAGACGUGAAACAGUUUCCAGGUCGGUCUGAUGCUAAUUAGAGCCUUUAGCUAACAGCCUCACCUGGUCAGGUGUUCCUGUCUUCGACUUUACUUCCUUAAAUACCUGUGUUCAGGGUCUGUGAGCUCAUCCAGGUGUGUUCCGUCCAGGUGAGCAGGAAUGAGUUCCACAGCAGAACUGGAGCAGCUGGCAGAAUCAGGUGAGUUCACCUGAACGCAGCACCUAAAGCAGGUCGACAGUCUGGAGGUUCUCUACAGCAGAUUACUGUCAGACUCUAAGUUCACUGGAACUUACAGAACAGUAACUAAAUAUUCCCAGAAUAAUUCCAGGAUAAUAGCUAAAUAUUCCCAGAACAGUUAUUAAAUAUUCCCAGAAUAAUUAUUAAUUAUUCCCCGAACAUUUCCAGAAUAUUUCCAAAAAUAAUUCUGGAAUAAUUCUUAAAUGUUUCCUGAGUAAUUCCAGAAUAAUUACUAAAUAUUCCCCAAAUAAUUAUUCCGGAAUGAUUACUAAAUAUUUCCAGAAUAAUUCCAGAAUUAAAAGUCUUAUUUGAACACUAUAAUUAGUGUUAAUACCAUUAAUAACCUUACAGCUUGAACUGCCUAUCUCGUGUAUAUUUUGUGUGUUGUAAAUUAAACUUCAAUUCCCGUCAUGCAUCGGUCAAACUGCUGCUUUACAUCACAUCAUGAUGUCAUUUAUUCUGCUGUUAGUCUUCAUCCUGGAGCUUUGCCUUCAAAUGUAUCAUUUUUUUCAUGUUUUCCACCCAAUUCUAUUUCCAGUUCUACAUUUUCUGUAUAAUCUUAACACUAAUUCUCUGUGGGUGAUCUUAGUGCAGCCUGGUGACGACCAGCCAACAGGAAGCUGCUGAUCCUUGUCUGUUCAGAUAAACCUUGUAGAAACCUUCAGUAAAUAUUCCAGUCCGACUUCAUCAUUUGUUUAUGUGAAACUUCCUCAGAGCUGAUUAUCAGCAGAGUUUCCUCCCAGACCUCCGGCUCUGAUCCACAAACAGGAAAUCACUAAGAAACUGCAGGAAUCUGUGGCUGAAACCUGCUUUACAUCCAGACAGCUGGAGGUCAUAGAGGUCUUGGUGUGUGAAUGUGUGUGUGAAUGGGUCAAUGUGACGUAUCAUGUAAAGCGCUUUGGAUAAAAGCACUAUAUAAAUACAGCCAUCCAUUUUAUUUCAUAGACGUCUAGGUGUUCUAACCCUUCACUUUUUGUCCUACUCUAUAGCCACUUUAUAUUUAAACAUGUUUUAUCUUCUAUCCUGUAAAUACAGUUUUCACUGAUCUGUCCGUACCUACCAGCAGGAUCAUCUACACUAAACAUCAUGUUCUAUGCUGUGUACCGGUGUACCUUACAAAUAAAUGAGUUAUGAUUAGAACUGUGGAUCCAUUCAUACAUUUUGUGUCUCAGAUAAUAAAUCAGUGAACUGGAAGCAGCAACAUUUACUGAUGAAGAAGAAGAAGAAAAGGUGUUUCAUGAGUGAAGUUUAUUGUUAUUAUUAUUAUUUUUAUUGUUAUACUGAAGUCAAACCAGCCACACUCAGAUUAUACAGGCGUGUUGCAGACAUGUUACAGGCGUGCUGCAGACAUGUUACAGGCGUGUUGCCGACAUGUUACAGACAUGUUCCAGGCGUGUUGCAAACAUGUUCCAGGUGUGUUGCAGACAUGUUGCAGGUGUGUUGCAGACAUGUUCCAGGCGUGUUGCAGACAUGUUACAGGCGUGUUGCAGACAUGUUACAGGCGUGUUGCAGACAUGUUACAGACAUAUUACAGGUGUGUUGCAAACAUGUUCCAGGUGUGUUGCAGACAUGUUCCAGGUGUGUUGCAGACAUGUUCCAGGCAUGUUGCAGACAUGUUCCAGGCAUGUUGCAGACAUGUUCCAGGCAUGUUGCAGACAUGUUGCAGACAUGUUCCAGACAUGUUACAGGUGUGUUACAGGUGUGUUGCAGACAUGUUACAGUUGUGUUGCAGACAUGUUACAGUUGUGUUGCAGACAUGUUACAGGUGUGUUGCAGACAUGUUACAGACAUGUUACAGGUGUGUUGCAGACAUGUUACAGGUGUGUUGCAGACAUGUUACAGGUGUGUUGCAGACAUGUUACAGGUGUGUUGCAGACAUGUUACAGGUGUGUCACAGACAUGUUACAGACAUGUUACAGGUGUGUUGCAGACAUGUUACAGGUGUGUUGCAGACAUGUUACAGGUGUGUUGCAGACGUGUUACAGACAUGUUACAGGUGUGUUACAGACAUGUUACAGGUGUGUUUCAGACAUGUUACAGGUGUGUUGCAGGCACGUUGCAGACAUGUUCCAGGCGUGUUGCAGACAUGUUCCAGGCGUGUUGCAGACAUGUUACAGGUGUGUUACAGACAUGUUACAGGUGUGUUUCAGACAUGUUACAGGUGUGUUGCAGGCACGUUGCAGACAUGUUCCAGGCGUGUUGCAGACAUGUUCCAGGCGUGUUGCAGACAUGUUACAGGUGUGUUGCAGACAUGUUACAGGUGUGUUGCAGGCACGUUGCAGACAUGUUACAGGUGUGUUGCAGACAUGUUACAGGUGUGUUGCAGACAUGUUACAGGUGUGUUGCAGACAUGUUACAGGUGUGUUACAGACAUGUUACAGGUGUGUUGCAGACAUGUUACAGGUGUGUUGCAGACAUGUUACAGGUGUGUUGCAGGCGUGUUGCAGACAUGUUACAGGCGUGUUACAGGUGUGUUGCAGACAUGUUACAGGUGUGUUGCAGACAUGUUACAGGUGUGUUGCAGACAUGUUACAGGUGUGUUACAGACAUGUUACAGGUGUGUUGCAGACAUGUUACAGGUGUGUUACAGACAUGUUACAGGUGUGUUGCAGGCACGUUGCAGGCGUGUUGCAGACAUGUUACAGGUGUGUUGCAGGCGUGUUGCAGACAUGUUACAGGCGUGUUGCAGACAUGUUACAGGCAUGUUGCAGACGUGUUGUAAACCGUGCUUCCUACGUGUGCCAGAGCUGCAGAAGGAGGAUGAAGAGCAGCAUUGUGUCUCAGAUGUUCCAUCACUUCCUCCCACCUGCAGUCUUGACUCCUCCUACCCAUAUUACGACGUGGCUCGACAUGGCAUCAUCCAGGUGUCAGGUGACGAUCACUUCGGCAGGAAGUUGAUCAGCUUCAGCAGCUGCCUUCUUCCUCCGUCUCACCAGCUGGACCACCGCCGCCUGCUGGAGUACCUGAGGUUCACCUUAGACCAGUACGUGGAGAUGGACUACAUCCUGGUUUACUUCCAUCAUGGUCUGAGGAGCAGCAACAAGCCGUCCCUCAGCUGGUUACGGCAAGCUUACGGAGAGUUUGACAGGAAAUACAAGAAGAACCUGAAGACUCUGUAUGUCGUCCAUCCAACAAACUUCAUCAGGAUCGUGUGGAACAUCUUCAAACCUCUGAUCAGUCACAAGUUUGGGAAGAAGCUCAAGUACGUGAACUACCUGUCGGAGCUGCGAGAACACCUGAACCUGGAGCAGCUGGUGGUUCCUGCAGACGUUCUCAGACACGACGAGAAGCUGCAAGCAGCUCAGACAGGUGGAGCCCCGCCCACCGUGAGAACACCUCCACCCCGACCGCCGCUGCCAACCCAACAGUUUGGAGUCAGUCUGCAGUACAUUAGAGAGAAGAACCGAGGCGCCGUCAUCCCACCUGUCAUGGCUCAGACCGUCUCCUACCUGAAGGAUAAAGGUCUGAGGACGGAGGGGAUCUUCAGACGUUCAGCUCGUGUUCAGGUCAUCAAAGACGUCCAGAAGCUUUAUAACCUCGGGAAACCUGUGAACUUUGACGACUAUGAAGACGUUCACGUUGCUGCUGUGAUUCUGAAAACGUUUCUGAGGGAACUUCCUGAACCUCUGCUGACCUUCAGACUCUACAGCUGCAUCCAGGAGAUCACCAGUGUGGAGAGCAGCCUCCGGGUCGGCAGGUGUCGACAGAUCAUGGAGAGUCUACCUGAACAUCACUUCAUCGUGGCCAAGUUCCUGCUGGGUUUCCUCCAUCAGGUGUCUCAACAGAGUCUGACCAAUAAGAUGAGUCCGUCCAACCUGUCCUGUGUCUUCGGUGUGAACCUGGUCCGGCCUCGUCAUGGUUCCAUCUCCCUGUCAGCUCUGACUCCCAUCAACAUCUUCACCGAGAUCCUCAUCGAGCACCACGACGCUGUGUUUGGCUCCCGCUGCACACCUGUACAGGUAACCCCCUGAUAAACACCUGUACAGGUAACCCCCUGAUAAACACCUGUACAGGUAACCCCCUGAUAAACACCUGUACAGGUAACCCCCUGAUAAACACCUGUACAGGUAACCCCCUGAUAAACACCUGUACAGGGAACACCCUGAUAAACACCUGUACAGGGAACCCCCUGAUAAACACCUGUACAGGGAACACCCUGAUAAACACCUGUACAGGGAACACCCUGAUAAACACCUGUACAGGGAACACCCUGAUAAACACCUGUACAGGGAACACCCUGAUAAACACCUGUACAGGGAACACCCUGAUCCACAGACUCUAAACUUUUUGCUCUCAGGACGUUUGUAAACUUGUAUUUUGUUAAUUCUAAAGCUGUAAAAGAGAGACUUCAUUGAAUUUAAACCAGAAGCUAUUUUUUUAAUCAAAUGUUGGGUUCAAACUGAGUUUUUCAUAUUUUUAUACUUUUUUAAAUACAUUUUUAUACUGUACAGCCUGGUUCUAUGGAGAACACUGAGGUUCUACAGACACACUGCACAGCCUGGUUCUAUGGAGAACACUGAGGUUCUACUGACACACUGCACAGCCUGGUUCUAUGGAGAACACUGAGGUUCUACUGACACACUGUACAGCCUGGUUCUAUGGAGAACACUAGGGUUCUCCUGCAGAUUCUGCAGCGCUGAGCUGUGAUUGGCUGCUGAGCUGUUUGCAUGGUGGUGUUGCCAUGGUAACAGGAAGAGCAGCAGAAUCUGAUAGAUCAAUAAUCAAUAAAUGUUCUCAAAGCACAGUUACAAAAGUACAGUUUAAAAACAAACAAGUUCUGUAAUAAAUGUUCUGUAGUAAAUGUUCUCUAAUGGACAUUCUAGAGUAAAUGUUCUGUUCUAAAUGUUCCAUAAUAAAUGUUCCAUCAUGUUCUGUAAUAAAUGGUUGAUAAUAAAUGUUAUAUACUAAA
Acanthochromis polyacanthus (spiny chromis) is the source of this 5647-nucleotide messenger RNA. RefSeq names its product rho GTPase-activating protein 8. The record is from RefSeq and is a predicted model, not a curated record. Gene Ontology annotation, biological process: negative regulation of endocytic recycling; small GTPase-mediated signal transduction. Gene Ontology annotation, cellular component: cytoplasm. NCBI's taxonomy places the organism in Eukaryota, Metazoa, Chordata, Actinopteri, Pomacentridae. Bases 2088 to 4709 code for a protein of 873 amino acids. Gene Ontology annotation, molecular function: GTPase activator activity. The transcript is spliced from 12 exons.